Messenger RNA from Ostrinia nubilalis (European corn borer), 1742 nucleotides. RefSeq names its product facilitated trehalose transporter Tret1-like. Gene Ontology annotation, molecular function: transmembrane transporter activity. Bases 21 to 1550 code for a protein of 509 amino acids. Gene Ontology annotation, cellular component: membrane. Lineage: Eukaryota; Metazoa; Arthropoda; Insecta; Lepidoptera; Crambidae. The transcript has 3 exons. Gene Ontology annotation, biological process: transmembrane transport. The record is from RefSeq and is a predicted model, not a curated record.
UGUGUGCUGAACUUUAUAAGAUGGACCACGAGGGAGUGCCCGAGUUAGAAAAAAUAAUCAAAAAUGGAACGGAAAAUGGAGUAUGUGAGAAAAAAACGGACUUUAGUAAUGAACGGGAUACAACAACUUUUUUCAGGAGACAGGUUUUAGUCUCAACAGGGAAUUUUCUACUUACUUUGUCUGCUGGAGCGACAGCUGGUUUUUCUGCGAUCCUUAUUCCACAACUUCAACAUGGGAAAGGGCACCACCACAGAUAUUCAAUAGGCAUGGUAUCAUGGAUAGCGUCCAUGUCGUCAUUUGCAUUAAUAUUUGGAAACAUAAUAUCUGGAUACCUAAUGGACAGACUCGGUCGAAAAAGGUCGCAGUUUCUGUGCGGACUAUGUUUUGUUUUGGGAUGGGGGAUCAUCGCGUUCUCGAAUGACGUAUUAGGAUUGAUAUUGACGGGAAGGUUCAUCACAGGGCUCUGCCAAGGAUGGCUGGGGCCUGUCAGUCCUGUGUUCGUCGCAGAAUUGAGCUCCCCAGACUACAGAGGGUUCCUUCUCGCAUCGCUCUCACUAAGCAUAGCUGUAGGUGUCUUCCUAUCACAUCUCUUUGGCACCUUCCUUCGAUGGAACAUCGCUGCGUUGCUCUGCGCGAUAUUCCCUCUCGUGGGCACCAUCAUCACAUACUUUGCACCAGAAUCCCCAGUCUGGUACGCAUCCCAAAACAGAAUCGACGAUUGUAUCAAAUCAUUCCAAUGGUACAGAGGCACGAGUCCAGCAAUGAAGACUGAACUAGAUAGAAUGAUUUUCGAACAAAGUAAAAAAGACAGAACCCAAUCAAAGAUGCAGGCGUUGUCGAAAAAUAUCAAGAAACCGGAAUUUUGGAAGCCGUUAGCUAUAAUGAUGAUCUUCUUCCUAAUUACGCAGCUUUCUGGUAUCAAUGUGAUUUGUGCUUAUACCACCGAGAUGAUGACGGAGCUAAUGGGCAGGCACACGGACAAGUCUAUUGCGUACGCCGCCAUGUUAAGUGUUGAUAUUUUGCGGUGUGCGUCACUGGUCGCGGCCUGUGUCGUACUGAGGAAAUGUGGGCGCCGACCUCUGGCCCUAUUUAGUGGAAUUUUUACAACCUUAUCAUUGAUAACUUUAGCUGUAUACCUCUACUUGGUGGAUGCUCGUGUUAUUAGACACAUGUCAAGGGUCAUUUCUUUAGGUCUAAUGGCAAUUUACAUAAUAGUAUCAAACUUGGGGAUAUCGCCGUUACCUUGGAAUAUGGUCGGCGAGUUGUUUGCCUCGGAAACUAAGGGAUUAGGGUCGGGUAUAAGUGUGAUGAUGACGUCAGUGGCUUUCUUUGGGACCAUAAAAACAGCUCCGUAUAUGUUCGAGAGCAUAGGUCAUAAUGGGGCUUACUUAUUCUAUGGCAUAUCUACUUUAUUAGGCACGAUAUUUUUAUUCUUCUACCUCCCCGAAACUAGAGGGAAAACUUUGUUACAAAUCGAAGAAUACUUUAGGAAAUCGAAAAAAGAAGAGAUUGAAGAAAAAACACAAAUUAAUGGUAAAUCGCCUGUAUGAAAUUAACCAGAAUGUGUUCUAAUUUAAUAGCAUUUGAAAUUAAACGAGAUCUCUUUAGAUGCAUUCAAAUUGUAAUUUUAUAGAAUAUAAGAACAAAUAAAAAUAGUCAGUUUUCGUGCUUUAAAACUAGAUUUGUAGAAUAAAAUUCAUUUAGGUAUUUAGUUUAAUAUGAAAUUAAGUAAAAAUCAUAUA